AAGGUAGAGAACCUCGGCUCGCACCACACAUUUGGCGAUCACCUGGAAACAUUGGAAACAUGUUGGGGUACAUAAUCCUGCUGUCCGUGUUGUCCACUUGUGUGGGAGGGGCAAAGGUCUGCUGUGCCCCUGAUAAGUGGUUUGCCCAGAGAUUCUCCGCUGGUCUUGCUCUGUCAAAAGUAGAGGGGGUGAAUGUUCCCUUCGUUGAUGCCGGGAGUUCUAUAGAAUACUACGAUGCCGCCAAUGAAAGGAUAGCCAUCAUCAGCAACUUCAGCCUUGACAACACCAAAGGGGAAUCCAAAGUCAUUGCCGAUCACAAAGGGGGUCUGCUGUAUACAAUUGAUCUAAAGAAGAGUGUAUGUCGCGUCCAGAAGUUAACCCUUCCAUUUGCUAAGUUCUGUGUUACAGAUAAAUUCAAAAAAGCCUUUGACUUCACUCUUGGAUUCGGAAGUAACUCGCUGUCAUCAACAGCUUACUAUGAACUCGACCGUGGCUUUGGUCCGCACCCCAAACAGCGUUAUAGACAGCUUCGUUGUUGUCUCGAAAGAAUGCAUUCCCUUACAAACAGACCUCUACGGAAAGGAUAAAUACAACUUCCUUCAAUCAACUGGUUUUUCAAACCUCGGUGCAGAGUUCGAUGAAUCUGUCUUUGAUCCCCCAGAUUUCUGCCCAAAGUGUUCAGAGUCUACGAUGACAGACAAUCCUUCUUUUCAAGAGAUCCCUUUGCUGUGGAGAAGACGUGGCAACAUGUAACCAGAAUUAUUUACUAUGCCACCACAGAGGUUAAUGUUCAGCGUAACCUCCUCGAGCGAGAAUUCAAGAACGAACAAAAAGCGCUGUUGAUGUUGGCUGUCGUAACAGUUUUCCUCAUAAAUAGCAGAUCCCUGUAUCCCCUUAAUAUUGGUAUAUU
Haliotis rubra (blacklip abalone) is the source of this 910-nucleotide messenger RNA. RefSeq lists its product as uncharacterized. The transcript is spliced from 6 exons. NCBI's taxonomy places the organism in Eukaryota, Metazoa, Mollusca, Gastropoda, Lepetellida, Haliotidae. Gene Ontology annotation, biological process: cell-matrix adhesion. The record is from RefSeq and is a predicted model, not a curated record. Gene Ontology annotation, molecular function: calcium ion binding. Bases 60 to 587 code for a protein of 175 amino acids. Gene Ontology annotation, cellular component: lysosome; extracellular region.